Molecule: messenger RNA, 2334 nt
Organism: Corylus avellana
Lineage: Eukaryota; Viridiplantae; Streptophyta; Magnoliopsida; Fagales; Betulaceae
Source: RefSeq, a predicted model, not a curated record
GAAAAACCCAAAACCCUGGUUGGAUAAAGCAAAAGCAGUGAAGCAGAAAAAGAAAUGGAGGACGACACAAGAGUGUACCAGCAAUUGCGAAAGCUAGCGUGUAUAACCAGUUCCGAGGAAGCCCUGGAUCACAUCCUAUCCAUCCUCUGGAACACUCGGAGAACCGGCCUCCGCCCUCCCGAUAAGUCCCACAUUCAGUCCCUCCUCAAUCUUCCUUCUCCCGCCGAACUCGAUCCCGUUUUGGCAUGCCUUCGUUCGCUCAUCAGAAAAUGCGCCCAUCACAACUUCUCCGGCGAUGAUCUUCUGAAGCUCUUCCCUCCCGAUCUUCCGCUCGAUCUCCAAACCCUUCUUGUGUUGUCCUUCCACAAGUAUCAGAAUCAGUGGAAGGAAGAUUUAUCCACACAACAGCAGCAUUCUUCGCAAAGGACCAGCGAGUCCUAUCAGGUCCCGUCUUUCCCAUCUUCUUCGGAUAUUUCUUCUACUCCGCUAUGGCCUCGUCAAGAUGAUCCCGUUGCUCGACUGAAUCGCGGCGCCAACGAUCUUGGGGCUUUCGCUCCGAGUGUUGCUGGGUCGGGGCUCCAACGCGAUGCUCUUCUUCCCGACAACCCGGGAAUUCUACCCCGCCUCAAGUCAAUGACUUGGACUAUGGAGAAUAGAGUGGCUGUCAUCAGCCUUAAGCUGCAAGACUACAGCAAGUCUCCUCUAGGUGAAAUGGAGGUGAAGUUUCAGCUUACUAGAGACACACUUGAAGCUAUGUUGAAAUCAAUGACCUACAUUAGUGAACAACUCUCAAGCAUGGUAUGCAUAUUCUGUGUUGUGAUUAUGACGAUAAAUUGGAGAAUUACAAUUGCUAGUUUUGGGAGUUCUUGCCAUGUAUUGUGAUUAUGACUUGCUUGCUUAAUUUGGCACUUUGGGACCAAUUUGGAAUUGCAGACCAAAUUUUAGGAAAUAAUACGAAGUUCAUUUAAGCUCCCUUUCUGAGUGCAAAUUGUAGGAAAUCGUGAACUGAGAUUCAAUAAAUUCAUAGAUUAUUUGAUUAUGAGUGAAAAAUGGGUUUCAACUGAAAGCAUCACAGCUCAAUUUAAAUCCGGUAGGCCAUCCCAUUAGUUGGGAUUUUAUUUUUUAUUUUUGGGGUGGGAGGGAGAGACAGUUGGAUAUAGGAUGUAAAGCUAUUAAUCCCUAUAAAAUUGCAAAGUACAACUUUAAGAAUAGAAAAUUGGCAAGUUUACUAAAGGUUAGAGUUGACGGGGCUGAUGAUGUUGCAAUUUCUCUUUUCUAUGAAGCAUUUAACUUCAGGAUUAACAAUCAUAAGUAUAAGUGAAAUGUUUUACUUUAGUACGGAAAUACAGAUUUAUUGGCUUCAAAUUGUUAAGUGGUGUUUGUUUUCCAGCUCUCUUGGGAGAUUCCCAAUCAGUCAUGAUAUCGUGCAAGUUAUGUCUUAAGUCCUUGGCUGAUGCCAGUUGUAAAAUAAAAAUAUAUAUUUUGGCCCAUAGCAUCCAAAUGCAUGGAGAGUUCUUGAAGACUUCAUAUUUAUUUUAUUUGUGAUUGCAACACUUAAAUAUUUCAAACUUUGUUUCCUUAUUUUUUAGUGUCUCAGUCUUUAUCUACUUAUCACCAAAAAAAAAAAAAAAAGUGUAUCAGUCUUUCUCAAUGUUCUCGUGGAUAUUAUUUUAGUCUUGAAGAAACAUCGUUGGCAAAAGCCAUACUUGGAUGAUGAUAAUAGAUAUAGUGAGAAUAAGUUGCUUUUAUUGUGGCAUUUCUUUGAUUUGAUUAUGGAGAAAUAGAGAAUUUAAAGCAAAUGCUUUGUGUUCUGCUUCCUGUCUGUUUCUUUUGCAUCCUAAAGUUGAAAGCAGUAAAUCCGAGCUUGUCUUGUGGGCAAAUGUCUUUUGGCAGGUUGGGAAUUCAUUGGUGCCAGCACAUAAGAAGCAAAGGCAGUAAUUUCAUGUUGUCUUAUUUUGUUUCCCUUUUCCAACAAUUUACAGUGCUGUGUAUACCCUAUUUAUGCUUUUGUUGUCUAAUGAAUUUACUAAUUGUCAAAAAUAAGUUUCGAUGCUAUGCUAUCCAUGUCUUGGGUCAGCAAAUACCAAACCUGUUGCAUGCAAACGUUCUUUUAACCAGAAUAACUCUCAAAUCCAUCCCCCCAUUAUGUUCACUUAUUAACAUUUUACUUUUUCUGAUUUAUUUAUUCAAGUUAUUGCUUUCAAUUUCUGGCUGACAUUUAUGAAUUUAACAUUCUGUACAUCAAAGGUGAUUAUUGUAGAUCUAGUUGAUGGAAUUGUGUAAUACUUGAUAUUUGUAAUUUGGUGCUAAAUGAGAGUGACUACUUGUAGACUU